UUCACAACCAUCUAAAGUGCAGCAGUGCGCCGCUUACUCCACAAUCCCCGGAGUGCCUCUGACCGCCCAAUAGUGACCAACUCUCGAGGUGAGCGCCCCGGAGAGCCUUUGAUAGCCCCGAAGUGACCCGGAGACCUCCUGACAGCGCUGGAGUGAGCGCCCCGGAGUCCCCACUAACAGCCCUGGAGUGGGCACCCCGGAGUGCCUCCUGAUAGCCCCCGAGGUGCCUCUGCCCGCCCCGGAGUGAGCGCCCCAGAGUGCACCCCCAUUAAGCCCCGGAGAGCUUCUGACCGCCUCGGAGUGCCUGCCGGAGAGCCCUUCUGCGCUCGUCUCUGCAGCAAACGGUAAAACGGAGAGGAUGCGAGCGAGGUCCACGGCGCUCGGGAUCCUUUACGGAUGGACGGUUUGGGUCGCGAGCUGCCGCGGUGCGCGCGUGGUGAGCGGUCAGACUGUGUGUCAUGGCGGCCCUGAGACGCCGUGCUAUAAAAUCGCAUACUUCAGCGAUGUUUCGAGCCGCGUGGCCUUCUGGGAAGCUCAGCAAGUGUGUGAGGUGGAUGGAGGCUCGCUCCUGAGCGUGGAGAACGUCGCUGAACAACACCACAUCGAACAGCUUCUACAAAAUCUCAGCAGGACCAGUUCAGGUCCUGGUAUCGCCGAUGGAGAUUUCUGGAUUGGUCUGACUCGUGUGGAUGGUAGGAGUCCAGAGGAAUACGCCAGCUACAGUUCCUGUCCAGAUCUCUACCGAUGGACAGACGGGAGUGUAUCACAAUUCAGGAACUGGUAUUUUGACGAGCCAUCCUGCGGAGGUGAGGCGUGUGUGGUGAUGUAUCAUCAGCCCACAGCUCAGGCUGGUUUAGGAGGUCCAUACCUUUAUCAGUGGAAUGACGACAGGUGCAACAUGAAGCACAAUUUCAUCUGCAAGUACGAGCCAGAGAGCCACUUGGUGAAGGAGCACGGAGACAGACCUGCGAAUCACGAUGCAGAACGAGAAGAAGAGACGAAAACUCCCGAUGUUUAUGAGGAGGAACGCUUUUACGUCACCGUGGCAGGACACACAAGUAUGCUGCUGAUUUACGUGAUCAUCCCGACCAUUCCUCUGCUCCUGCUCAUCCUCGUGGCCUCGGGGACCUGCUGCUUUCAGAUGUUAAGCAAGAGAAAACCACGGACGAAGACGAGUGUGGACCACUCGACACUCUGGAUUUCCAAGACGCCAAAAUCCGACAGCGCAAAUGAAGUGUAAAAGAAAACCCCUUACUUGGUUUACGCGAAAUACUACGUCGUCUAUGUCCCUGUACUGCACCAUCUUCUAACGAAAACCUUAGUGUUAGCGUCGUGGUACACUUGACUCCUGUGAUAAAUUUCUAUGACAGCUUUUGCUGCUGAAAAGAAUCUCACCAAUUAUUUCAUUAAUCUAGGUUUCCUCUUUAGCUAACAAGCCGAAUCCGUAAUCAUGCCUUCAUUCCCGCGUAUCCGUUCUCAUCCUGCUCUCCGUUUCCUUCCCUACCUCGGAGAGAGCCAUCAGAAAGUGCAGUCAUUUGCAGAAGGAAGUCUUCAGAUAAUUGGCAGCAAACACAGACAGCAAUUAAAUUACUGUAAUUAAGACGAGUGAAAGCCGUUACAGGAUCCAUGUAAAGAGAUUAGCAUAAAGUGGCGGCUAAAACAAAAUAGAGUCGUGCCAGUUCAAGAAUUUCAUCUGCGCCCGAAAAAAAAAAAAGAUUAAAACAGCUUAUAUAUUAACAUUUAUUAUUUUUUAUUUCAUUUUCAAGUCCAAGAUCAACUAUAAAUAUCAACUCCCAAGUCUGGCAUUUUGAAUUGUAUGGUUUCAAUAUGAAACAAUAUGAAUGAAUGAAAUGAGACAAGUUUGCUGUUACAGGAAAAUAACCAUGAUUAGAUCAAAUGAAAAAAAAAUCAUUAUUUACAAUAACAGCAUGUCCCAAAGAGUUUCACUCCACAGCAGUUUGCCAGCGAUGUCAACUUUUUACAUUUAUUUAAAAAAACAGUAGGUUGUAUACUAUUUAUCCACUUAUUGUUACAUUUACCAUUCGAGUUAUCACACGUUAGCUACACGUAACAUUAUAGCAGCUAUAAACGUCCUUUUCUCAGCAUUCUCUCUGUGCAGCCAGAUAACUGAAAAGCGUAAACUAUUUAUUAUCAUCAAGCCUUUUUCCUGUGGUGGAAAUCUGACUGGACUGUGGAGCUUGUUAUUGCCAAUAACAAACACCAGUGGCACGUGUACAUUUUCAAAGAGUCAGCACUUUAUGCUGUGCCUUCUAGCAAUGUCUUUGUCUGCUAGCUUUCAUUAGCAAGAUUAGCAUGGAGUCAAAGAAAAGGUUUGCAAAAAGCUUUGAGGGACAAGUACCAUCAGGUUUGUAAUUAUUAGGGAUGCAUUUCCCUGAGAAAAGCUGCACCCGCUUUGCAUCCCAAAGGAAAAGGAAUGAUUUGUGAAGUUUAUGCAGUCACCAGUGAUUCACACUUCAUAGAAACAUUCCAUGUUUCUCUCCAUAAAACAACAGCGAUAGCCGAAUUAAUUGAUUCCCUGAGGCUUUAAACAACACACUGGUGUUAGAACGAGUCUGUCAUCAUCCCCUUGAGCUUUUCAGCCAUUAGCGUAUUGUUCAUGCGACAGACUGUGAGUCACCUUCAGAAAGCUUUAGCAGACAUGGAUAUUUUUAUAUGAUGUGUUUGAAGUUCUGACCUCCUGCUCAUUCUUAUAUACAGAGUUUGUGGCAAUGAGUGUUGUACAGUAUAGUGUGGAUUCAAUUCAUUGCCCAUACAGCACAUACUGUACCUAUAGAACCGUGUGUAAAGUACAGGUCAGUGGCUCUGUUGUAUGUGUGCGUCAUCAUUCAGAGGUUUUUGUUCUCAUGUCUAUUCUGAGCUGCAGUCACGGGUACAAAUGUUCAAUAAAGAGAUGAUUGUGACGAA
Silurus meridionalis is the source of this 2925-nucleotide messenger RNA. It is a transcript of the gene chodl, whose product is annotated as chondrolectin. The record is from RefSeq and is a predicted model, not a curated record. NCBI's taxonomy places the organism in Eukaryota, Metazoa, Chordata, Actinopteri, Siluriformes, Siluridae. The transcript is spliced from 7 exons. Gene Ontology annotation, biological process: positive regulation of axonogenesis. Gene Ontology annotation, cellular component: cytoplasm. Bases 359 to 1240 code for a protein of 293 amino acids.